Molecule: messenger RNA, 4773 nt
Organism: Saccharomycopsis crataegensis
Lineage: Eukaryota; Fungi; Ascomycota; Saccharomycetes; Ascoideales; Saccharomycopsidaceae
Product: galactose-responsive transcription factor
Exons: 2
Coding region: 1-4773 (1590 amino acids)
Biological process (GO): regulation of DNA-templated transcription; DNA-templated transcription
Molecular function (GO): zinc ion binding; DNA-binding transcription factor activity, RNA polymerase II-specific; DNA binding
Source: RefSeq, a predicted model, not a curated record
AUGGCACCGGACGUCGCGCCAGACAUUAAGCUGGACUUAAUCAAGCAGGCGUGUGAAUCUUGUCGUCGUAGAAAGUUGAAGUGUACCAAGAGCCUCCCCAAAUGUGAAAAGUGCCAGAGUCACAAUUGGAACUGUUGUUACACUCCCAAGAUUGUACGGACGCCAUUGACUCGUCAGCAAUUGACGGAGAUGGAAGUGCGGUGCUGGAAAUUGGAUAAACUAGUGGCUCGACUCGUCACAGACCAAUCGGUCGACGAACUAUUGUUGACAAUUCCUGAUCCUACAGAGGAGGAUUUCGUGAGGAAAAACUCCGGGUCUGGCAAACCAAAGUAUUUGCUUCACGAUGGAGAAAUCAUCACUUUACAGCCCGAUCAAAGAAUCACCGAUUAUCUCAACCAAUUGAACAUUCCAACAAUUAACAAGCCCGGCUCUGCCUCUUCUAACACUUCAGGUAAUAACAACCCCAACAUGACGAACAAAGAUCCAAGUCAUAAACGGUCAAAGUCCUCAAUUAUCGACUUUCAAAAGGACAACACUACAAGGCCUGCCGACCCACAGUUUCAACAACAAUCAUUCCAACCAUCGUCUCAUUCAGCAGGCAAUCCCUUAGAUGAUAUUUGUGUUGAUCGCAGAGCUUCGUCGUCAUUUCUUGACCCAUCAAACCAUGUCCCAAAUCAACCUUCCAAUAAUAAUUUGAAAAUCAAAUCAGAAGAAGGUCCUGAACUUCUGAACUCUGAUUCAGAAACUAAUGUCUCCUCCCACAACAAUGAAAGGGAAAAGGAUUAUUAUGCCGACGAUAUUCGACCAUCAAUGGACUCACAUAGUUCUGAUUUUAUCCUUGUAGAUCCACUAUACGGGUUUGAUUGGGAGGAAGAAAUUGUCAGCAAGAUACUAAGAAUCAAUGAAAACACUCCCAAGAGUCUGGCCAAUGGAACAAUACUAGAAGGAUCCCAACAGACGAAAAGUCAAUCUAAUAUCAAAAAGACCAGAAAACCCAGCUUGAGUUCUUCUACCCCUACAAAGAAAAAUAAUUUCUUAGUCAAUAACUCCCUUAUUUAUUCAAGAUCAAGAUCAAUAUCCGGGGCAGCCACCUCGUCUCAGCAAGCGGCAUCUUCAUCCAGAAAUCGGAAGUUUCCCGUUAGGUCUAAAUCUCAAGAGUUUCGGAAAGCCCCAACCACUUAUUCUUCGGCUGACAUUUCCGAUGGUAUGGCGGCGUUGAAUUUGAACCCUGAAGGGAAAGGUUAUUAUGGUAUGGCGUCUUCAGCGGAAACCGUGAGAAAUUUGAAUAUGAAGUAUGAAAGUUUGAGGAAUGUCCAAAAAGAAAGCAAAUUGGAACGCGUCGUCACCGAUAACUUAACCAACAAUAAUUACGGCAAUGAAAAUCAAGAAAACAUUGCAAACACUGCCGAUACCAGUAAAAAAUCGAAACGAAAUUCUAUCAGACCAUCAAUAUCCUCUAGUCCUAUUUCUUUGGAAAAAGACUCCACAAUCAAUGCUAGUAUCGCGUCAGUGGCCCAGGCGUUACCGUAUCAUGAAUCCGAAUCUUCUGAUAAUAGCAACUUUUCCCUGAUGCAAAACAUAAAUGAUGGACACAUUGACCAACUUGAAAAUACCGUUCUCACUGCCCAAAAAGCUAAUGAAUAUGUGAAAUCGUACUUUGAAAUAUAUCACACUUCUUACCCAUUUUUACAUGCCAAAACUUUUAUGACCCAUUUCAAUGAUCCUUCAUCACUUGCGCCACACCAAGUCAAAGCAUUUGAAAUUUUGAAGUUGACAAUCUGCGCGCUUGGUUGUUGGUGUGCCAGCGACAAAGAUUCUAUUGUCGAUUUACAGAUUUAUGCCAUUGCGAGACACAAGUUGGGGAACUAUGUAUUUGAACACGGUAACAUUUUCGUGACGUUGGCAUUGGUGUUGUUAUCAAAUUAUAUUCAAAAAAGAGAUUUCCCAAACACCGGUUGGGCAUAUUUGGGGACAGCGGUUCGUCAUGCUCUCGGGUUAGCGUUACACGAAACUAUUAAAGGGGCUAGCCCUUUGGAACAAGAAAUCCGGAAUCGUAUCUGGUGGGGGUUAUAUAUAUUUGAUGUUGGUACUGCCAUCACUUGGGGUAGACCAAUCCAAUUACCUAACGUUGAUGAAAUUAGAAUUGAAUGUGUCCGGAAUAUCCCCGACGAAAUUUGGGAUGAAUAUGAUGCCUCAUUAGGACCGGACCAUGAUAAUAAUAAAAAUUUAAAGUUGAGCCAGGAUAGAAACUUCCCGACCCUUUACUCUGGUUUCAUUGCCCAAGUUAAAUUCACCCAUAUUUCGUCACGGAUUUACAACAGAACUUUAUCGAAGAAAAAACUCACUUUAGCAGAAUGUCUAAAAUUGAACAAUGAGAUUGAAGAAUUCAGUAAAGCAUUACCAUCAUACUUGUCUCUCGAUGGUAAAAUCUUUCAACAAUACAUUACAUCUCACUACCAUAAAUCAAUGAAGCCUCCAAAUUGGCUUUAUUUGACAAGGUACAGAUUACUUUGGCGGGUGAAGAACUUGCAAAACGUGUUGUUUAAAUCGGUGUUACUUUAUAAGAAAGGUCCACUUUUCAUGAAAUCAGAUCCUAUCGAAGUAUUCCAUUCCAUUUGUUUGUGCCUUGACUCGUCUAGAGAAACCAUUGAAUCUGUUACUGAAUACAACCAUAUAUGUGAGCUGAAUCGUUUGGCGGCUUGGUAUGCCAUUUACUUUUCUUUCCAUGCGGUUGUUAUUCCAAUGUAUUGUUUGCUUCGUGAGCCACAUUCUAAAUUUGUUAAUCAAUGGCUUCAUGAUUUGCAAUUCUUGAGGAUCAUGCUCGUACAAUAUAGUUCUCAAAGUGCAUUGUGUGACAAAUUUGUCAAAUUGAUCGAUCGAUCUACCGAAGAAUACCAUAUUUUGAUCUUGGACCAUCAUAAUAAUUCCUCCUCAGGCAACAAAAAUAAAUCGAGAAAAAAUUCGCCGAUGAAUGAUAACGAUGGCGAUGAUGAAACGAUGUUUGGGAUGCAAAACACCGGGUUUAAAAAACCAGUGUUUAACAAUGCUUUUAGCUUUAAUGGCAAGUCCACCGGUUCUUCUACUCGAGGCGCUAACUCUCUGGAAGAUAGAAAAUCCAGCAAGAGAAAACAUAGUUUUGAUAAUGCUCUUGAUCCUACUGCUGGAAUGAAUGUGUUACCGAUUAAUAUUAUUGAAUUACGGAAAAGAAACAGUGGUAUUUUCAAAAGGGGAACUGGAAGUAGAGCCAGUAGUGGAUCGAUUAGUGUUAGUAAUGGACUAGUUAGUAAUGGUGAUGUAAAUACUGUCAUGGUAGGGAAGAAUAAUGAGGCGGUGACGAUAACUAAAAAUGAACCUACUGAUCAAUUUGGAGAUGCUAUAUUCAGACCAGUCCACGAUGCUUCAGUGCAACAGCCGCAACAGACACCUCAUCCGUCAUUGAUGUCGCAAGGACAAGCUAUUCCGAUUCAACAACACCAUCAAACCGCGACUCAUAUCCAUACUAGCAAUCCUCAAGGAUCACAAUUACCUAGUCAGUCGCACCAAUUUUCUACCCCUCAAUAUCAAGGUUUGCCACAACAAGUACCCCAACAAGUACCCCAACAAAUACCAUUCUUGAACUCGAUGGUGACCCCACCACAUUAUGUUCCGGUUCAAAUGUCGGUUCCUAUGAUGAAUAAUCAAGUGAGGUUACAGCAACCGAAUCCUCAACUGCAUCACCAAGCCCAACAACAAAUGAAUUUGCAAGCCCAAGCUUCAAUGAUCCAUAAUACCAGUAAUGAAACUGCUAAUGCUAAUAAUAAUAAUAAUAAUAAUAAUAAUAAUAACCAACGUCGGGAAUCUGCGGUUGGUAAUAUUAGUAGCACCUACUUGGCUCCUCAACCACCAAACCAGGGAUUUUCCAGGAAAGGCAGUGUUAGUGCCCAACCAAUGCAACCAAUGCAACUUCAGAAUCUGGGAAUACAAGCAACAGUCCACCAAGUUCCUCAAUCGGCGCCACCACAAAUGGUGACCUCAGCCAUUGAUCCAACAACCGCUAUGCCUCCGCCAACCGCGCCGGCUCAAACAAUGUUAACCAUGAGUCAAGGGGAUAUGACCAUGGGAGGAAUGAUGGGCGGGAUGAUUCCUCGGGGUCAACAAUUAGGGUAUUCUGGAUCAUCUGCGUCGUUGAGCUCUAAUGCUGGGUCUACUAUAAGCACCCAGUUGAGCACUUUGGGUGAUGGCGAGAAGGUUGGAGAUAAUUUGAUGAUGUCAGAGUUUAACAGUAGGGGGUAUGUGGGUGGUAUCGAUGGUAGUGAACAAAAUCGACAACAACAUCAACAACAACAGCAACCUAUUCAGCAGCAACAACAACAACCUAUACAACAAGUACAACCACAACUUGUAUCCCAAAUGGAACAUCAAAUUCCUCAACCCCAGACUCUACCACCACCACAACAACAACAACAACAGCAACAGCCACAUCAUCAUCAUCACCAACAACAACAACAACAACAACAACAACAACAACAACAACAACAACAACAACAACAACAACAACAACAGCAGCAACUCAUGCAGAAUGGUAUGCAUCAGUUACAAGCACCACCGUCAUCUAUGUCAUAUAACUCCAAUACCCAACAGGCUUAUAAUACCCUACACGUUUUGUUUGAAAAUGAGAAUGUCGAUUUCCUGAAUUAUUCAUAUGCGCUUAACAUUCAAGAUUUUGGGGAAUUAGAUUUUUCAAAUGGUGGAGGAUACGAUUUUAAUUCUAAUGGGAGAAAUCCUGGGAUGUGA